This is a messenger RNA of Acanthochromis polyacanthus (spiny chromis), 3319 nucleotides long. RefSeq names its product U-box domain containing 5 (gene ubox5). The record is from RefSeq and is a predicted model, not a curated record. Gene Ontology annotation, cellular component: nucleus. The transcript has 7 exons. Gene Ontology annotation, molecular function: ubiquitin-ubiquitin ligase activity; ubiquitin protein ligase binding. Bases 1067 to 2995 code for a protein of 642 amino acids. Lineage: Eukaryota; Metazoa; Chordata; Actinopteri; Pomacentridae. Gene Ontology annotation, biological process: protein polyubiquitination.
UCCCUUCUGGAAUAAAUUAACAAGAUGCAAGAAGGUUUUUGUUACAUUUCUAAUCACCUCUAAGAAUUUUUUUUUUUUUUUAAAUGGACAAUUACUGGCCAGCGGUAGUAAUAAAAGCAAAUGAUGCAGCACUGUAGAAACACUCCAAUACAAGGUCAAAUUGUACAGAAGUAUUACAAGAGCAUCAAAGGUGCGUUAUGCAGAAUGGUAUUUACUGGUACAUAAUUGUACAGUACAUCAUGUCAUCUAAUCAUUACAGUCACUAUCAAUACUAGAAAAAAGAGCAAUAAGGAUAAUUCAUAAAGCUGGUUGUGUAGAUUACACAAAUUCACUCUUCUUAAAAUCAAAAAUGCUAAAGUUUACUUACCUAGUUCAUUUUCAAACAGCACUAACAACUAAACAAAAAAGAAACUCACUGAACGAAAACACACUUGGAGACAACUAUUAAAUCUAACACUCAAUAAACUAAGCCAAAAAAACCCUAAAACGGUAAAUCCUACAAAUCUGGAGCAGAAAUUAUUAAUCAAGGAAACAAGACAAAGUGAACAAUUGAACUGACAUAUACUAUGAGGAUUGCAAACAGGUGAAUUGAGUGAGCUAAUUGCUGCAGCUGAUUCAGGCAGACAGACAGACAGACAGACACAGAGAUAAACAGACGCAGAAAGAGCGAGACAGAGGGACAGCAUUGUUGACCCUCAUGCGGAGGUGGAGAUGCAUCACUGAGAAGGGAAAGAUGUAAAGUGUACUUGUAUGUGCAGAAGGUAAUUAUGUGAAGCUAAAGUGUAUAAACCGUUUACCUACAGUUAUUUAAACUUUACAACGUUAAGAAACGCAUACAAAGUCAACGGCAAAGCUCUUACAUUAAACUAUUCCCGCUUUAUUUGUCAAUACCUGUUGCAUUUUGAAAACGAAUUCGAGAGGUUUGUCCCUUCUCAUCUUCCGUAGUUGCUGCUACCUAAGCUAGCUGAUGGCUAGUAGUUACUUUCUAAAAAUUAGUCAGAGCAGAGGAGGAAAAUAAACUGUCAAAACUAGUAAGUGCAUCAGCGAACUGGCAAAGUUGGAGGAUAUGGUUGUGAAUCUCUGUCUGCCACAUUUUCAUACAACAGCUCACUGCAAUAAGCUGUGUGCAGAUGGCUACGAUGUCACAAACCUUGUGUCAGCUGACCCUGCUCUCCGUAGGCGGGGUUUCAAAUUGGAGUACUUCCUACGGCCACCUGUGCAGGUGACAUUAAAGUUUGGCUUCCAGGUGGAGCUGUGCAGGGUGGAUGUGGAGCUGUGGCCCUGGGGUAUGGAUCGAGGACAGGCCUCCAAGAGACUGGAGAUCAGCACCAGUUCUGAUCCUCUACCUUCCACAGACCACAAACAGGUUCAGCAAAAGGAAAGAAUGCAGGUGCAAGUGAAGGACCAGAGUGAACAGAACAGAGGAAAACAUCAAAAGCGUGACAGUAAAUCUAAGCAGAGUAGUGGCCACCAGUGGAGUCUUCAGGCCCAAAAGUGGGGGGAAGAGGCUCCAGGUGACUGUGCACAAAGAGGCCAUGUUUUCAACUGCCAGUCCAACACAGAAUCCAGCGAUCCAGAGCCGGAGUUUAAACUAGUAGGGCGUUGUGAACUUAGGGAAGACACGCAAGUCUGUUUCGCACGUUCAAAUUUUUGUCCGCGAGGCCCUUUCCUCUCCCUGCCUCCUCCACGGCCUGCAAACUGUCGGCAAGAGGAGCUGUGGAGUCGGGGUCUCCCUUCUCUUGGUGCUGUGACACAGCUCCGUGUCACUUUGCCGUUUGGCGGUGCUGCGUCUUCUCUUGGCUUGAAGGCUUUGGUUGUGUGGGGACAACCGGCUCGCUGCUGCCCUGCUGAAGAAGUGGAGAAGAUUAAAAGAGUCCAUGAGGCCAGUGCAAGACGGCUGCCACGACCUGCGUUUCCAGUCACGUCUGUCAGAGAGACCACACAACCGCCGCAAGCACCUCCGAGUUCUUCCAUCCCAGAGGAAUUCCUUGACCCGAUAACACAGGAGGUGAUGAUGCUGCCCAUGCUGCUGCCCAGUGGUGUGUCAGUAGACAACACCACUCUGGAAGAGCACCAGAAGAGGGAGGCAACUUGGGGUCGACCACCAAACGACCCCUUCACUGGUGUCCCGUUCACUUCCAGCUCCCAGCCUCUUCCUAACCCCCAGCUCAAAAGCCGCAUUGACCAAUUCCUCCUGCAGAAAGGGAUGAUGAGCAGGGACGGGAUGCUGGGGAGACAAGAGCAGGGAGAGAAUCCACAGGCCUCCAGACUUAUAACCUCCAAGCUACACGGACAGUCCCAGAACUCUCCACAUCCCUCUACAUGCUCAAUAGACAGUACUGCUAUUCAAUACAACGCAGACACCAUUAACGUCAACACGGUUACGCAAAUAGAAGGUGCUGAAUCAGGACCUUCAUCAGAUUAUAGGAGUCACAUGUCUAGCACUCUUAGUACUGAUGGUAAAUCAGAGUUGGACAGAAGAAAGAAAAGCGCUCUGGGGGAAGUUUCCAGAGAAUCAACAGAAGUGGUGACAGCUGAGAAACAACUACUACCUCAAACAAAAAGACCAAGAAAGGAUUCCACUCCUGCCCCCAACAGCAGCUCUCAUGAGCAGCGUUUGUCAGCAAGUCUGGACGAGGCGCUCUUCUCUGCCCUGCAGGGUCGACCAUCCUUCACCUCGAACUUGCCCCAGCAGAGGCAGCUUACUCCUGACCCUGAACCACUAAAAACCACCCAGCAGAGUCAGAGUUCAGGCUUUCCAGGCAUGACUACAGGUGAGAAGACCUGCUUUGCCUGUUUCUCUUCCAUCUCCGCUUACUCCACAACAGCAUCAUCCAUCUACCGCCUAACCUGCGGCCACUUCCUGUGCCGUGCCUGUCUGCAGAGGGAAUCAAAACCGCCAAAGUCUGCCACUAAACCAGCAUCCAGUCCCAUCUGCUGUCCAACCUGCCAAAGCUCGACCCCACGCAGCCACAUCAUACGUGUGCAUCGCUGACAGAUGGCUUAAGCAGCAAACUGACUGUAAACAAUAGAGAAACAUGGCAAGUUAGUACCCCAGAUGUUUUUGUAGAAUAAAAUAAGAAACACAUUUACAAUUGAAAGAGCAGGCCCUAGAUUGGUCUUAUUUAUAGAUUAUUUACUUUGUUUGACUCUACCUCCAUUCCUCCUUUGGAUAAAAAUCACAUCAUUCCACACGUCACACUGAUAUUUGUCAGAUUGUACUGUAACAGCAGUUAUAACAUUCAUCCCAAAUGUCUCAUUUCCAGUGUUAUUUUGUAAGACCUUUGCAUUAAAUCUUACUAAACAUCUGUUAAAGGCA